Messenger RNA from Amphimedon queenslandica, 4367 nucleotides. RefSeq lists its product as uncharacterized. The coding region runs from base 31 to 4200 and encodes 1389 amino acids. Gene Ontology annotation, cellular component: membrane. Gene Ontology annotation, biological process: transmembrane transport; calcium ion transport. Gene Ontology annotation, molecular function: monoatomic ion channel activity. The record is from RefSeq and is a predicted model, not a curated record. NCBI's taxonomy places the organism in Eukaryota, Metazoa, Porifera, Demospongiae, Haplosclerida, Niphatidae. The transcript has 31 exons.
GUUGCAAAUGAAGACUGUAGUAUCAGUUAUAUGAGUGCAUCCCUUAUUUUUGAAAUUUAUAUGAAGGAGCAGACUGAUGGAAGCAAGAGUGCUCUAGCCAGCAAAGGGAAUGGUGACCUUAUGACAGAUGAAAAUUUACUACUGAUUAAAAAAAUGCUAUUGAAUGACAAAAAUAGCAAAAAAGACAUCAUUAAUUUUUUGAAGGGUUUUACCAGCCAGGAUAAUUCUGUUUCCCCUCGUAAUGUUGCACUUGUCUAUAACUCUGGAUUGUUUCAUAUUGUUCUUGAAUAUGCUUUGAAGCACAUUGUUUAUUCCAGAAUUGAUGAAGAAGUUGUAGAUUUACUUUGCUGUUGUUUUAAACUGUUACGAGGAAUUGCUGCAUCAAAUAAAGAGAUCCGAAAUGAAAUGUUCCUUUAUUUUUCUAAUUUUCUUCAAUUUAAACAAGUCACAAAUGAUAUGAUAUGCCUGAUUAAUGAGAUUUUUUAUGGCAAUACUUAUGUUUGCAAUAAACUGACAAAAUAUGAUCUUGGGAAGGUAUUAUAUGCUGCCAUUAUUGGCCCAUUUGACCAUUAUCAGUGGACUAUUGUGCUUCAAACUAUAAUUGAAAACUCAGAUCAAGUAGAAGCACAGGAACAUAUUGCACAGCUGAUUUCAAAGCAUUCUAAUGACUAUUUACAACAUGUUCUGUGCCCGAGAGAGCAAAGCAAGGCUACUUAUUGGCUAAAAAUUCUUCAAUGUGACAAAACUGAUAGGCAAAAGAAUGAAUGUCACCUUCUUCUCAAUAUAACUGAUCUCUUGGCAUCAUGUGCAAGUGGAGAAUGUCAAUAUGCCAGAUUAGUUGCUAUGAAGUUAUUUACUUUUAAUGAGCUCAUAAAAAUUUUGUCAAAUCCAAGUAUACUAAGUCAUAGAAAAAUACCAUAUCUUUGUAUUUUGACUUGGACUUACUUGAAUAAGAAAAUAUUUACUUCAUCGUCAGCACAAUAUAAGAGCCUUUGGUCACAUAUAGUAUCUACAAUAAAAAAUUUUGACAAAGGAAGGGAAGUGACUUCCCAGGAUGCCGACAGAUCAAAUUGCAUUAUGUAUCUGCAAAAUAUAAACAAAAGAAUGACAAAAGUCAUGGGGUUAUUUUAUAUCACUUAUGGUGUAAUACCUUUUCUGUCACAAUUUGUUUUAUCAGAACAUUUUGAAGUUGAGCUUUAUGGUAUUAAAAACACUUUAUUAAAAUUUAGGGAUAAAUGGAAGUGUGUAUCAAAGCAACUGUCAAAGUUCAAAUGCAUAGAAAAGAUUGACUUAUUAUUAAAAAAGAGGAACCCAAAUCUAAUGAUUAAUCCACCAUGUCCAUCUCCUGCUGAUGAAGCACAAAAUGGGGAACCUUUGCAGCUAAUUGAGCCAAAUUAUGAAGAGUUAAUGAAACAUUCAAUAUUUACUUUACAUAAUAUUGUUUCCCUGUUAAAGAGUUUAAUCAACCAGCAAAAAAUAGACCCCCUUCCUUGUUUAAAAAGACUUGAUUUAGAGCAAACAAUAUUGAGAACAUUAAAAACACUGAUUGAACAAAUGAAGCAAAGUACAAAAGAAAAGCAACAUUUUGAUACUUCACAAACUAAGAUCAUAUUAUUCUUUGGUACAGAUGAUGUUACUACUAGUACUGGUAACUACAAAGCAAAUCUAUUUGAUCUCCUAGCAGAAGAUCAAAAUAUUGAAAUUGUUAUUGCAGUGAUGAAAGUGCUGCAAUGUCUAAAUUCUGAUCAAAAUUCUGUAAUUAAAGAUGAAAAAGAAGCAAAAAAUAUUCAGACAAAGAUUGUUGAUUGUUGUAAAGAACAUGAUUAUACUCUAAUAGAGAAAAUACAUCAACUGUUAGGAGAAGCACAUUUUGUCAUUAAUAAAGCAAAGAGAAACAGGCAAAACAGCACAACUGAUCCAUUACAAGACAUUGUGGAUAUUAUUACUGCUGCAUUAGAUGUUAUUUGUUUGCUGUGUGAUAGACAGCAGAAGGAAAUGCAAGAUGCAAUGAGAAAUAAGGGUUUUAUUGUUAGUCAAGUUUCUUUCAUAUUUUACUAUAUUUCUAAACACUGCAAUAAUACUGAAGUUUAUUGGGAUGAUAUGGCACAAAAAACUGUUUGGGCAUUGAUAAAAAUGUGUACUGGAAAUUAUGAUAAUCAAGAUAUAGCUUUUAAAGGUGAAGUUGUUGUAUCUAUCAAUGGCAUAUUGAAAAUGAAACUAGCAAAAACAAGUUUGAAGUCCUCAUGUCUUAAGUUGCUAGAAGUAAUGCUGGAGGAAAUAGAUGAAAAUUCAUGGGAUUUAGCCAAUCGUAUAACUAGUCAAUUGGAUAUAACUGGGUUGCAUAAAGAAAUGCUAAAUUUGUGGAAGUUAAGUUUUGGUCCAUGCAAAUCAAUACAAAGCAAAUCAGAGGACACUUUAUUGCUUAGAUCAUAUCACAUUUUGAUGCAAAUUGCAGAUUAUAAAGAAACAACUAUUAAUGAAUUAGUUGACAUUGUUAAAGAAAUGUGGGAUUACUGUCAGCUUAGGACUAAAAGUGUUGAAAUUGUUUAUAAAUUAAGUGAAGAAAAAGAGACAAUAUCUCGGAUAUAUUUUCCUGCAAAUUUCCAUAUUAAAGGAAAGAAUGGUAUUCAGUCCAAAAUCAAAAGAAGCACUUCUGAAGAAAAGCUAUUUGAUCUUAUUGAAUGGGCAAAUGCUGUGAAAAGAACUCACAAACAGAAACAUAAUCUGAUAAAUAACAAGGAUUUAUGCAGUCUUACAUUGUUGCAUUCAAGCAAAUGGCUAUUAAUAAUCUUAACAAUUUUAUUAAAUUUGUUUGUUCUCUUUACAGUAAAUACUCCACCAGAUUACAAUAUGCCUAAUGGAGUCUGUACAGUCAAUGAAACAUACAAUGAAACAUGUAACAACAGUACCAGUAGCAGUCCAAUGUACUUCCAGCCCAUCUGGUAUCCUGAUAUACCAAUGUGGUCUACAGCAACCUUGACCAUUCUUGGCUUUAUACAUUUCAUACUGGCAGUAAUUAUGUUGAUGCAAUACUUUUAUAAGAAUUGCAAAAAUUUGAGAGAGUUUUUUAGUACAAAACUAUUGAAUUGCAAAAAUUUGAGAGAGUUUUCUAGUACAAUGAUUAAAUACUUUUAUAAGAGUUGCAAAAAUUUGAGAGAGUUUAUUAGUACAAAACUAUUAUAUAGUUUCUUGAAGAUAAUCUUAGGCAAAUACUUAAGUCAUCAAAUCUACUUACGCUUUUCCAAAUAUAUAAAAAAGCCUGUAGUUAAUGACAAGCACACUCUUGCUAAUGAAUAUUAUCAAAGAUCUUGGAUUAGUUUUCAGACAAUGUAUCGUAUCUUCUUCACAAUCUGUUCAUCAGUGGCAUGGAUUCCUGUUCCAGGGCUAAGAUACCUUUACUGUUUGUGCAUGCUCUAUCCAUUUUUACAGUUAGAGGUCAUGUCUUUUAUUUCAAGGGCUGUUAAAAAAAGCAUCAAACAGUUGGCCUCAGUCUUCUUGCUGUGCUUUAUUUUUAUUUAUAUUUAUGCUGUCAUCAGUUUUGCUUUCUUGAAUAAUUACUUCUCAGAAGAGAGAGAUCAGUUCUGUGGUAGUUUGUGGCAAUGUUUCAUUACUGUAUUGCAUUUGGGACUACUGAGCACCUUAGGAGCUGAACUUGAUAUUCGUCCUAGUGACUACCCCCCUGACUUUAAACUAUAUGUUUUUCGUACAUCCUAUGAUCUUAUAUUUUUUAUCAUUGUCACAACACUUGGCCUUAGCAUCAUCACUGCUACACUUGUGGAUAGAUUUUCUGAAAUGAGACAAAAACAGGAUGAAGUUGAAAAAGAUAAUGAAAGUAGGUGUUUCAUCUGCAAUAUCGAAAGAGGCAGAUUUAACAAAGAUUUUAAGAGACAUGUAAAAGAAGAGCAUAACAUGUGGGAGUACAUGUAUUUCAUUAUACAUGUAAAUUCUCUUCUUGAAAAAGAUCGUAGUGCCAUGGAGAAGUAUGUUUUUGAACAGGUCAAAGCCAAUUCUAUUGAUUUUUUCCCACUGUAUAGAGCCAAAUCUUUACCAGAUUAUGAGCAUCAUGAGAGUACAACUGAGAAACAGUCUACCCAGCCUCAACAAGCACCAGAAGAACACAGGAGGCAGAGUUCAGUUGAAGUAGGUAGUGUCUAUCAAACAGGAUAUAGGAGGAGGAAAAGACAAGUACAUCCCAUAUGAGCUGGGCAUUCAACCAGUUUUCAGUACUGUACAUGUAAUUAUUAGUUGACUUUGUUAUAGCUAAGUAGAUCUAGUUUGAAGUAGAUUAGUGGAACUAGACUUUUAUGCUGCAUAAUUGUAGUUUGCUGAGUAUAAUAAUUAUAAAGGUGCAGUCCUGUUAUUAACCA